Solanum dulcamara is the source of this 1144-nucleotide messenger RNA. Its product is annotated as transcription factor TCP11. Lineage: Eukaryota; Viridiplantae; Streptophyta; Magnoliopsida; Solanales; Solanaceae. Gene Ontology annotation, molecular function: sequence-specific DNA binding; DNA-binding transcription factor activity. The coding region runs from base 246 to 851 and encodes 201 amino acids. The record is from RefSeq and is a predicted model, not a curated record. Gene Ontology annotation, cellular component: nucleus. The transcript has a single exon.
AUUUUUCAACAAUUAUUUUUUAUAAAAAAUUGUCUGAAUUAGGACCCACAACACAGUGUUGGGCCCAGUAAGCUUAAUGGGCCCUUUCAGUCCAAACACACUUCCCAAGAGAAUACAAAACUCUCACAUCAUUUUUUUCCCUAUAAAAACUCUUUUCCCUUUUUGUGGGGUCUAGCAAAAAUCAAAAAUCAUCCCUAAAGCACACAGUACUACUUUUUCCCUCCAUUAAAAAAAAAACCCUAAAAAUGGGUUCAGAAUUGGUUGUUUCCGGUGGUAUUUCCGGUGCCGGAAAUGGUAGCGUUAGCUCAGAAGCAGAUGACAAAACUGCCCUUGCAGUAGUUCCGACGAAGAAGAAGAAUUCAUUGUCCGUUUCAUCUAACAAAGACAGGCACACAAAGGUCAAUGGAAGAGGACGGCGCGUGAGAAUGCCGGCGUUAUGCGCGGCGCGUGUUUUUCAGUUAACGAAGGAAUUAGGUCAUCGGACUGACGGAGAAACCAUCGAGUGGCUCCUCCGUAACGCUGAACCAGCAAUCAUAGCUGCUACGGGAACAGGUACGAUUCCGGCAACUCAAGUAACUACGACGGCGGAAAGCAUACCGUUGACUCAGUCACAACCGUCGGUUUUGUCUCCGUUAACCCGAGCUACGCCGGUUUCUGGAUUUCCAGUAGGUGGUGGAUUUUUCUCUAUGACUCCUCAAUCACAGCCGAAUUGCCGGCUUGAUUUGUGUCAACCGUCGUUGGAAUUUUCCGGGAAUGCGUAUCGGCAUAUGCCGUUUACGGCUUUGCUUCUGCAGCCGGUGACCUCCGAGGACGGCGACGAGAAAGUCGCCGGAGAAGAUGGGAAACAUUAGAUAUGGAUAAGUUUUAAUCCUUAUCUGUUUGUGCUAUAGAACAAUGGCAGCUUUUUUGGACUAAAUGUGUCAGUUUGUAGACUUUUUAGGUCCUGUUUUGCUAUAUCUAAAAGAUUAGAAAGGAUCAAAAGAGGGUCCAACUUUUUUGGGGUUUGGGGGGGAUUUUAGUAAAAUGCUAAUUUUUGAUAUAUAUUUUAUUACUAGUAACUUUCUUUUUGUAUUUGUAAAAAUUACUAUUGUUCAUGGAUAAGGAAGAUGUUGCAUUUACUCAAAAUGAUGUAAUGUUCUUUGAA